AUGGCCGAAACCCUAAGCCCCAAUCCCACGCUGGGUCAGAAGCAGAGGCUCCGCAUCCAAUCUCCAACCAGCCCCUUCUUCUUGGGUUCCAACGACGACCAGCUCGAACGUGCCCAGGCACGCGCCGCUCGUGCCGCCGCUAUCCGCCGCAAGAGCCUCGCCCUCUCCCAACCUCUUCACUCCAAUUCCGAUCCCUGCCUAAACAAACGCCAGAUCCUUGAUUUGUUCCAAAACUGCAUUAAGCUCGCCAGCGAAAACAAAAUUAAUCAGAAAAACACGUGGGAGUUGAACUUGAUUGAUCACCUCACUGAUAUUAUUAAGGUCGAGGAAGAAGAUGAUGCAGAGACUAAUUUUCAAAAGGCAAGCUGCACUCUUGAGGCUGGAGUCAAAAUUUAUUCAUUAAGGGUGGAUUCAGUACAUUCCGAGGCAUAUAAAGUUCUCGGUGGGAUGAAUAGAGCAGGCCAAGAAGCUGAUGAGCAAGGUUAUAACACUAAUCAGGAGGGUGCUAAUAUUGAGAGUGGACAUGAAGAAGGCAAGAAAGAGACGAACAAAAAGUUGUCCCCUUUGUCAACACUGGAAUCGUCUUUUGAGGUUCUUAAUGUAAAGAAGUUUGAUGCUGCAUUUGUUGUAGAUCCUCUCUAUCGCCAGACAACAGCAAAAUUUGAUGAAGGAGGAGCCAAGGGUCUUUUAAUGAAUAAUCUUGGUGUAUAUGGUCGAUGUAGGGUGCUCUUUGAUUCACUAGAAGUGCCUGCUAAGUGUAUGACAAGCCAAAAUCAACCUGAUUUUUCAGAUACUGUCGAUCUUUCUUUUGCCAGAGAUUGUAUUGAGCAGAUGGUAUUGGACCUGCGUGUGAAGGAUGAAAUUUCUCCAACUCUUAGGACUAUAGUAAACCAAUUUGAUGAAAGUAAUAGAAGGCCUACUGAUUUUCAACUUCAUGACCAGAAUUCGGCUGCAGAUCUUGAUCCUGCUUUUAAUGGUGAAAAAGGUUUUGACAAAGAAGAAUAUGAAAACUGCACAUCCUGGAGUGAUGAUCACGACGAUCAAACAGUUGUUGCUGAUCUAGACUGUAAUGAUGAAGAUCCAAGUUUUCCUAGUUACCCUCAGGAAAAUGAGGCAUUUCCUUCCCCAGACCGCGAUAUGGAUGACAGAUUUGAAAAUGUUGACGGCUAUUUAUUUUUGAGUCUGGGUUUUAGUUCAAAACAAAACGCAUGGGCAGGUCCCGAUCAUUGGAAGUAUCGAAGAUCCAAAGUCUCAGAGGUUCAUCCUAUAUCUGAAGAUGGGUCGACUGUGAAAACUAGGCAGCCAAGGAGUAAGAAACAGGCCGAAGUUGAUUUAAAUUUCACAAAUUCUCUUGAGGAGAAAAUGCUAGAUAUAUUUUCUCUUCCCAAGAAUCCCAAAUCGUUACUGCUUCCUGAAAGCAGAUUGCCUUGCAAUACAAAACUUCCAGAGGACUGCCAUUAUGAGCCAGAGGAUCUUGUCAAGUUAUUUCUUCUCCCUAAUGUGAAGUGUCUUGGGAGGAGGACAAAAAGGUUCUCAGGUAAAUAUGGAUCUAGAGAUCAAUACAAUGAGUGUGAAUCGUUCCCUUCGUGGGAUAAUGGAAGUGUUUGUGGGGACGACUCUGGUGACUAUGAAGGUGAUCUUCAUAGUGACAUGGAGGACUCCAACACUCUUAUUACUCAGCCUCGUCAGGUCAAUAAAAUUGAAGUCCAGUAUGACAAGACUUCCAAACAAGUUGAUGUUCAGGCACUUAAAAUUACACUUUGGGACCACGUUCAAGAAUCUGUUAAACUUCCUUUUCAGGGUCAAAAAGACACCGUAUCUUUCAGGAGUAUAUUGGCCGACUUUCCUAGCGAAUGCAAUGCUGCUGCAAACAUUAGUGACAUCUCUCCUCAUCUGUGCUUCAUAUGUCUAUUGCAUUUGGCAAACGAGAAAGGUCUGAGCAUUCAAAGCUUCCCCAACUUGGAUGAUCUUGCCGUACGCCUUCCACAUGUUGGAGACUCUCUGAAAGGAACAGUUUAG
Molecule: messenger RNA, 2019 nt
Organism: Abrus precatorius (Indian licorice)
Lineage: Eukaryota; Viridiplantae; Streptophyta; Magnoliopsida; Fabales; Fabaceae
Product: condensin complex subunit 2
Exons: 13
Coding region: 1-2019 (672 amino acids)
Biological process (GO): mitotic chromosome condensation
Cellular component (GO): condensin complex
Molecular function (GO): chromatin binding
Source: RefSeq, a predicted model, not a curated record